Molecule: messenger RNA, 1433 nt
Organism: Clarias gariepinus (North African catfish)
Lineage: Eukaryota; Metazoa; Chordata; Actinopteri; Siluriformes; Clariidae
Product: B2 bradykinin receptor-like
Exons: 2
Coding region: 70-1059 (329 amino acids)
Biological process (GO): vasoconstriction; immune response; smooth muscle contraction
Cellular component (GO): membrane
Molecular function (GO): bradykinin receptor activity
Source: RefSeq, a predicted model, not a curated record
GCAAGCUAACGGAGGAAAAUAACACAUCUGCAUUGAUUUUGGAGAGAUCCCUUUUAAACAAGGUAUCAAAUGGAGCCAGAAAUUCAAGGAACAACACCCUCAAUCUUUCCCACCAAUCUUACAAAUCAUAGCAUAUGUCCUGAACCAGAGGCAUGGGAUUGGUUGUAUACCAUGCAGCCAGUAUACAUGUUUGUAAUCUGUGUAUUAGGAAUCCUGGGUAAUGUCUUUGUCCUGCUAGUAUUUUGCUUGCACAAGAAACCCUGCUCUGUGGCAGAAAUAUACCUGGGCAACCUGGCUGCAGCUGACCUCCUUCUGACAUCUUGCCUACCUUUCUGGGCCAUUAAUGUGGCUAGUGGUUUUGAUUGGCAGUUUGGAUCUCUCAUGUGCCGUUUGGUAAACACAGGCAUCAAAAUGAACAUGUACUGCAGUGUCUACUUCCUUGUAAUGGUGAGCGCUGACCGCUACCUGGCUCUGGUGUUUGCACUGACUUAUGGCAGGAUGCGGCGGCCCUGGUAUGCCAAGCUCAGCUGCUUGGCAGUAUGGGUUCUGGGAAUCAUCAUGAGUGUCCCAACACUUAAAUUCAGGGAGGUAAAAUACAUCUCAGAGUACUCGGUCACUGCUUGCAUUCUGAUCUACCCAAGCCACAUGGUGGAGCUAGCCUGUGAUAUUUUGCUUGUCCUGCUGGGCUUCAUCAUCCCUGUAAUUAUCAUUUCUUACUGCACAUGCAAGAUUAUACAAACAUUGCACUGGCAAGUAAUGGACAGGUUCAAUGCAGCAAACAAAGAGAGGAAAGCAACUGUGCUGGUGCUGGUUGUUCUUCUGGCUUUUCUCCUGUGUUGGAUUCCAUUUCACCUGGUAACCAUUUUACAUAUAUUGAUUAGACUUGGGGUAUUAAGUGGGUGUACACUAGAAAAUGGCCUGGAUAUCUGUAACCAGAUAUUUACAUAUUUGGCAUUGAGCAACAGUGUACUCAAUCCAAUCCUCUAUGUGAUAGUUGGCCAAAACUUCAGGAAGAAAGUGAAGGAGCUCCACUCAUCAACACGGAAAACAUUUGCAUAAUAACAAAGUAACGUUAAAUAAAUGAAUUUAGCAAUUGCUUAUAAAAUAUAUAAGAAAGCCUGAGAUCAGUUAUAACUGUUGAUAAUGGCAUGGGUUAAAUAAAUGUUGUUCUUAUGUUUAACAACUCCUGUAUUUGUAUGUGCUAUGAAAUGUGUAUUAUUUAUCCAAUGUAGUAUCAGCAUCAAUAUAUAAAGAUCCAUACUAGUAUAAUUCCUAUUGCUAUCGGGCUGGUUCAGAUUUAACAAUAUUUAACACUGUGUGUUAGGACAAUAUUCAAAUAUAUUUCAGUUUCAUACAGUUAAAAGUAAUUGUGUCUAUUCUGUAAUGUUUUCUGGAACUUAGGGUUAUUGACUGUAUCCUAACAAUUAUAAUAA